Colletotrichum truncatum is the source of this 1494-nucleotide messenger RNA. RefSeq names its product peptidase family M28. The record is from RefSeq and is a predicted model, not a curated record. Gene Ontology annotation, molecular function: aminopeptidase activity; metalloexopeptidase activity. Gene Ontology annotation, biological process: proteolysis. Lineage: Eukaryota; Fungi; Ascomycota; Sordariomycetes; Glomerellales; Glomerellaceae.
AUGAGAACCGCCGCCGCUCUUGCUCUGGCCCUGCCGACCUUGGCCAGCGCUGUCAAGUGCAAGCCCUACGUCGACUCGGAGAAGCUUCAGGAGCUUAUCACCAUCGAAGACCUGCUCGCCGGCUCCCAGAAGCUUCAGGACAUCGCCGAUGCUCAUGAGGGAAACCGCGCCUUCGGUGGUGGCGGUCACAAUGCCACCGUAGACUGGUUGGUCGAGGAGCUCGAGAAGCUCGACUACUACGACGUCUACAAGCAGCCCUUUACUGAGAGCUUCGCCGGUGCCAAGGCCACUCUCUCCGUCAAGGGUGCCACCGUCGAUGCCCGUACUCUGACCUACACGCCUGCUGGCACUGUUAGCGGCGUUCCCCUGGUCAACGUCGCCAACCUCGGUUGUGAGGCCGGAGACUUCCCCGCCGAGGUUUCUGGUGCCGUCGCUCUCAUUUCGCGAGGCACUUGCAACUUCGCCAUCAAGGCCACUCUGGCUAAGACCGCCGGCGCCGUUGCCGCCAUCAUCUACAACAACGAGCCCGGCGCCCUUGCUGGAACCCUUGGUGCCGCCUCGGAGGGCUAUGCGCCCGUCGUCGGCAUCACCCAGGACGAGGGCAAGGCGUUUGCCGCCGCCCUUACCGCUGGUGAGGAGCUCACUCUUGACCUCAAUGUCAUCUCCAUCAUUGAGGACCGUGUCAACUACAACGUCAUCGCUGAGACGCGUGAGGGUGACCCGGACAACGUUCUGAUGAUCGGAGGUCACUCCGAUUCCGUUUUUGCUGGUCCCGGUAUCAACGAUGACGGUUCCGGUACUGUCGGUGUUCUCACCGUCGCCAAGGCCCUCACCAACUUCAAGAUCAAGAACGCUGUCCGUCUUGGUUUCUGGGGUGCCGAGGAGUACGGCAAGCUCGGCUCAUACUUUUACGUCAAGCAGCUCAACGGUUCCGAGGCCGAGAUCUCCAAGAUCCGCGCCUACCUCAACUUCGACAUGAUUGCCAGCCCCAACCCCAAGCUCGCCAUCUACGACGGUGACGGCAGUGCCUUCAACUUCUCCGGCCCCGCCGGCUCUGACGUUAUUGAGAAGGACUUUGAGCAGUUCUUCGAGAGCAAGGGUCUGGGCCACGUUCCCACCGAGUUCAACGGCCGCUCCGACUAUGCCGGCUUCAUCGAGAACGGCAUCCCGUCUGGUGGUCUCUUCACCGGUGCCGAGGGUCUCAAGACUGAGGAGGAGGCGCGUCUGUUUGGUGGCGAGGUCGGUGUUGCCUACGACGUCAACUACCACCUGAUUGGUGACGACAUCACCAACCUGGACAACGAUGCCUACCUUAUCAACACCAAGGCCAUCGCCCACAGCGUCGCCAAGUACGCCAUUAGCUGGGAGUCCCUCCCUCCCGUCAACAUUGCCAAGCGCCGUUAUGCCGCCGACACCGCUCAGCACCUCAAGCGUGCUGCUGAGGCCACUGGCCACGCACACGACGGCCCCUGCGGCGGUGGCUCUCACUUUUAA